Arvicanthis niloticus (Nile rat) is the source of this 5368-nucleotide messenger RNA. The record is from RefSeq and is a predicted model, not a curated record. Lineage: Eukaryota; Metazoa; Chordata; Mammalia; Rodentia; Muridae.
GGAGGGACGUCGCCCCGGACGGCCGUAGUUGCCCGGGGCUCUCCGCUGCUGCCCGGACCUCCCCCUGUGCGUCCCGGGCCGCCGCCCGCCCCCGCCGCGGCCCCUAGCUCGCAGCCCACUCCGCGCAGCCACAGAUCAUCUUCCGAUUCUUCCCCAGGAGCUUCAAGUAGGGAUAUGUCCUCAGCACCAACUACUCCUCCAUCAGUGGAUAAAGUAGACGGAUUUUCUCGGAAGUCCGUCAGAAAAGCCAGACAGAAGAGGUCGCAAAGCUCCUCACAGUUUAGGUCUCAAGGCAAGCCCAUUGAGCUCACACCUCUGCCACUGCUGAAAGACGUUCCAACCUCAGAGCAGCCUGAACUGUUCCUAAAGAAACUUCAGCAGUGCUGUGUCAUUUUUGACUUCAUGGACACGCUAUCUGAUCUUAAAAUGAAAGAAUACAAGCGCUCCACUCUUAAUGAACUGGUGGACUACAUUACAAUAAGCAGAGGCUGUCUGACAGAGCAGACUUACCCUGAAGUAGUUAGAAUGGUAUCUUGCAAUAUAUUCAGAACUCUCCCUCCUAGUGACAGCAAUGAAUUCGACCCAGAAGAAGACGAACCUACCCUCGAGGCAUCAUGGCCCCACUUACAGCUUGUAUAUGAAUUUUUCAUAAGAUUUUUGGAAAGCCAAGAAUUCCAACCCAGCAUUGCCAAAAAAUACAUAGAUCAGAAAUUUGUAUUACAGCUUUUGGAGCUAUUUGACAGUGAAGACCCUCGAGAACGGGACUAUUUAAAAACAGUCUUGCACAGGAUUUAUGGCAAGUUUCUCGGGCUUAGAGCAUUUAUCCGAAAACAAAUUAACAAUAUUUUUCUAAGGUUUGUUUAUGAAACAGAACACUUCAAUGGUGUAGCUGAACUGCUGGAAAUAUUAGGAAGUAUUAUCAAUGGCUUCGCUCUACCACUUAAGGCAGAACACAAACAGUUCCUGGUGAAAGUGUUGCUCCCUUUACACACUGUCAGGAGUUUGUCACUCUUCCAUGCCCAGCUGGCGUAUUGUAUAGUACAGUUUCUGGAGAAAGACCCUUCCCUUACAGAACCAGUUAUUAGAGGGUUAAUGAAAUUUUGGCCUAAAACAUGCAGUCAAAAAGAGGUCAUGUUCCUCGAGCUGGAAGAAAUCUUGGAUGUGAUUGAACCGUCACAAUUUGUUAAAAUCCAAGAACCUUUGUUUAAACAAAUUGCCAAGUGUGUUUCUAGCCCCCAUUUUCAGGUGGCAGAAAGGGCACUCUAUUAUUGGAAUAAUGAAUACAUCAUGAGUUUGAUAGAAGAAAACUCUAACGUCAUCCUUCCCAUCAUGUUCUCCAGCCUUUAUAGGAUUUCAAAAGAGCAUUGGAAUCCGGCUAUUGUGGCGUUGGUAUACAACGUGUUGAAGGCAUUUAUGGAAAUGAACAGCACUAUGUUUGAUGAGCUGACAGCCACAUACAAGUCAGAUCGUCAGCGUGAGAAAAAGAAAGAAAAGGAGCGUGAAGAACUGUGGAAGAAAUUGGAAGAUCUGGAGUUAAAGAGAGGUCUUAGACGCGAUGGGAUAAUUCCAACUUAACAACAACCUGACAGCGACACGCUAACCCGUGGGUCACACGCUUGUGUAGUAGAAGGAUGGAGCAACAGUUUUCUGUAUUGUGCAACUUUACAGUAGAUUUCACAUUUGUCUCAUUAUUACAGCAGCACUGUAUAUACCUGUCUCUAAGGAAAGGAAAACAUAAGGACUUCAAAGUGUUGACAGUAGAUGGACUCUCAGAACUUUGCAUACAUAAUCAUUGUUCUAACCCUCUUUAAAAACAAACAAACAAAAGGUCUACAGAGAUCUGUUGGGGAAAUUGCUAUGUUAAAAUUCCAUUAUCAGGAGUUCCUUAUUUAUCACUAGCAGAGAGUAUGAUACAAUUUUCAAAUGUGAACAAUCUUAAAUUUAGCUUGUCUUUCUGCUAAGCUGUUAAAUGUAUUUAUAGUAAAGGAAGAAAAGAUUGUCAUUUAUAAGUUUGUAUAGCGCCCUCCUCUGGACAUGACUGUAAUGUGACAUCCUUUCCUUUUGCACAUCUUCAUGAGUCAAAAGUCCACGUGGAACAGGGCUGUGAAUCACAGAAGUCCCUGAUGAAGUUUGUCUGCUGGGUGAGCAUCUUCCCAGCAACCAGGUGUUCCUGGUACUCCUUUAGUCUUCAGAUUAGGAGUAAAAAAGAAGAGGUGAUAAGCAUGGUAGCAAAGGGAAUGUUGGGCUUCGUAUCAGAUAUGGUGAGUCCAAAUCAGUGUCUUGAAUCCUUUGAAAACAGGCAGUGGGACGCGCAGGCUUCAGCACCUGCAGCGACAGCUGCAGACGUCAGUGUGCAUCCAGACCAGAGACAAUUUAGAAAUGUCAGAGAACGUCCUUUUGGAUCCUAUGAAGUAAGAAAGACAGAGCACUAACGAUAGAACCAUGAAGCUGAGCACCAGGACUGCGCAUCCAGUUGGGAACCGAGUUGAGCAAACAGCACGAACUGUUUGGAGUUGUUGCCUUACUUUCUAAUGUGUACUUACAAAGUGUUUCAGCAAAAGAGGAUGCAGCCUCUGGGAGAAACAAAACAUGGUCCAGUGGCUUUCUGUAGAUUCUUGUUCUAUAGCUCAUCACAGCGCCAGCCCUGUUUUUAGCCAGAAAGGAUUCAGGAUCAAUAUUAUGCGUUCUGAAUUGGAUGCAUAUUCCUAACUACUGUAUUUGUUACCAAAGUGGUUCUACAAAUGCUACUGAAAAAAUCUGGAAAUUCCUAAUGUCCUGAGUAUUAAUAAUAAAGUUUAAAAAAUGCUUUUAUAUCAAAGGUGCAUCGUGACCAAAUUGUUUAAGGAAAAAAAAAAAAGGAAGCGGAGGGCUGUGUUCUAGAUGUACUUACUGGCUCUCUGCUGUGUGUUAAAGGAAGAGGCCCACGUGGGUAGGUAAGUUGCCGAUGUACAGGUGUGCUGUAUGUAUUUACCUGACGUGGUUGCAUUGCUGUGUACUGGCAAAUGUGUGUUGUGGGGUUUGUUUCCAGGAAGCUUUUGCUUGUUAGAGACGGGACAGCGUGAGCCCAUAACCCCGAACCAUCACAUCCAGCAGUGUUUAUGGCAUAGAGCCGAUUCUGUGUUCAUAUAUGUUGAGUUGUGAUCAUAGCUAACAUGAAUACACAUGAGCUGUUGUUGCUCUUAGUAGAAAUACAGUAUAAAUAUGGGCUUGUAUAUUUUCUUCCUUCCUUUAAAAUGUAAAGUAGACUAUAUAGAGCUUUGUUGUUUCCAAGGAAAAGGAGGGGAAAAACCACUGACCUAUUUCAAUUAUGAAGUAUUUCCAGAUUGUCAGUCACAAUGUGUACAUAAAAGAAAGCUAAUUAUGGAUAUUUUCAUUUAGGUCUCUUUGCUUUUUGUUUUUUAAAGGUAUGCUGACCACCAAGUCCAAGAUGGUUGAGUGGGAUGCACAGGGCUCUUAAAGAGUACCUGGAAGGUGUCAGAGAGAGCUGUGAGCUCACAUGGAUGUUAGGACGUAGACCGUAGCUCAGCCCCGUUAGCUCUGGGUUAGCCGUUUCCGUCUUCAUUACACAGAUCUUUGAUAGUAUGGACUUUGCUUACUGUGAUCCCCCUCCUGGGGAUGAAAUGUGCUCAUUUGACAUGAGAAAGGCCAGGACCUCUUUCUGCACUGUGUCCUGUCCUCAGAGCUAAGGGCAGGCAGCACUGGCACUCUUUCUGUCAGUUUUGUCUGUUGGCCAUUCUCAACUGAGAGGAAUAAAGCUAAGCUUUAGACUAUUUAAAGAUGUGAUGAGAGCUGUCUGUCGGAACUCCCAGGGCAAUCUCGGAGAAGAAACACUCAUUUUCCUUUUUAACCAAAAGUGACAAUGUGACCUCUGUCAUGUUGUGUGUGGUGAUGAGAAGCUAGCCCAGGUAACUUGAUUGUUGCACUAUGUGACAUAUUUAAGGACAUACUUGCUGCAUUUGCAGCAGCCCCCCCCCCCCCCCGUCUGACCCUCCCUGGGCAAUCCUGCUGUCACUUAAUGUGAGUUAGUUAGCUGUGGCAAACUCAGCUCUGCGUUAUAGUUUGUUUGCUUCAUAGUUUCCAGAACUAUAUAUAAAUAUAUUUUUUCAAUAGCAAAUAUUGUAGUUAGUGAGUGGUGACCACUCCAGCCUUAUCCCUACCAUAUUGGUUUUAGGGAUGGGACUAAGAGUGUCCUUGGAAUAAAAAAUUAGAAUAUAAACCUGUGAUUUAGAAUGACGCCGGCCGAGGUUGCAGGCUGCAGAUCUGUAGCAGCUGUGUGAGCGGAGUGACCGUCUUCUCUGGAUCAAGUGUCCACUCCUCGCUGUGACCAUUCCCCAGUGCUCCCUUGUCACUGCUUACUUACUGUCCACUGCAAUUUGCAUUAUAUUUUGCUCUUCCUAACAUUGACUGUUUUUUUUUUUAAAUAAAAGAACAUAAAAAAAAAUAAAUGAAUAAUCCCCUGAAUGUGACUGGAUGCAGGAGCAGGGGUCCUCCUUGGGCUCUCUCCCUAAGUAGCAGGAUCAUGCUGAUUCUGUACCUCCUAUGCAUGUGACAGUCCAAGGUGCAGACCUAGGGAGCACUUGUACUCACACCCCCUAUAGGGAAUACAUAACCGUAGGCUCAGUCACAUUAUGGAGAGGGAAAUAAAGUAUACCUAGAGCUUUAAAAGCUGUUUUAAGUUUUUGUAGGACUGGGGGUAGGGAAUGGUGUGUGGAUGGGAGGUCGGUAUCAGCAUCACUAAAUAGUCCAAAGGUCGUCCCCUUCUUGCCUUGUUUUCCCUUUUAAUUGGAUACACUGACUUGGCCCAGGAAAGGAAGAGCUUCUCUCCUUUGAUGUUAUUAACCAACAUUUUCACAAAGUGACGGUCACCUGUCUCUGAAAGGUGGCAGGAGAUAUGAUCAAUGAUGUUUUAUUUGCACAUGAAUAUUUUAUUUUUGUAUUCUGGCUCAGCUGCUUCUCUGCGUGGAGUUAGGGAAGAGCCAUAAAGGAUUUUUGUAAUAAGUAUAUUGGCAACGCGUUUUAUACUCCUCUGCAUCUCCUGAAAGAAGGAUUGUGCAUCCUGAGAGGAGGAUGAUCAGAGCUUGAACUGCGGAAUGUUCAUCUGUGCUGCUGCUUGUGCACGAUAGCGGCCGUAGUAUCUCUCCUGGAAACGAACACCCGUGUAUGAUGUCUGUGAAUAUAGGUUUCCUUUGCUUCCCUCCUUCCUCUCUUCCUCCCUCCCUCCUCUCUUCCCCAUCCUCUCCUCGAUUUUCUUUCUUUCUCAACCCAUCCCUUUUUUAAAAAAACAAACAAAAUCACUUACUGUAAAUAAGUUGUAAUCUAAACCUCAUGUAUCAAUGGGGGACUUUCAAAUAUAAAUAUUACCAAUACA